This is a messenger RNA of Mesorhabditis spiculigera, 1590 nucleotides long. NCBI's taxonomy places the organism in Eukaryota, Metazoa, Nematoda, Chromadorea, Rhabditida, Rhabditidae. The record is from the annotation of a GenBank genome assembly.
AUGGCCUUUGUUCAUCGAGGAGAAUCUGGCAAGAUGGUGCUGGCUGACGGGCCCGAAGUUGACGCGAUUAUGGUGGCAGCCAACGAAUUUGAGCAACUUCCUGUGGAUUUCCUGGAAGACGUCUUCGAGGUUACGGCCAAGAAUGCAUUGACUGAAUCUGGCGACGAAAAGCAGGCGCCACUUGUAAAGGCUGGAGACAAUUUUGCGGCGCUUUGCCAAGAUUAUAUCACCGUGCACGCCAGAUACGACCGAGCUGCCGAGGUGGGGCUUUGGAAUCUGGCCGAGCUGCUCUUCAAGCCAAACGACAUGGACCAAUCACUAUAUGACUGGGAUCGUGAGCGUUCGUACCAGCUGGAUUUGUGGCUGUGUAAAAUGCUGGAAUUUGAACAACCGGUGACGCUCUGGGACUACGUAACGCAAGGAAAAGUCGACAUGCUGGUCGAAUCACCAGAAUUCUCACGAUUUACCGUCGUACUGUUCCUGCAGUUGAGCAACGACAUCGUGGUGCGCAAGAAGGCCCAGAAGCAGAUCGCUCAUUGGCGUGAAAGACAACAGUUGGAGCUCAUCGAAGAGAACGAGCUCAAAGUGUAUAUGGCCCUCGGACUCCAAGUGCGUUACCUUGGCGCUGAACUGGAGCCCAUCUCCGAGUCGGUCCAGCGGCUAUUGAAAGACAGCGAGGACGGGCAUUUCACGUUGCCCAGCAAAGAGGUCGCCUGGGAAUUGAUCCGGUUCGGUUGCCAUGAACAAAAUCGCGCCCUUGACGUCACCGUACGGGCAACAAUUCCCAGCCGCAGAGUGUCGAAUUAUUAUCUUGGCUGGCACCUCUGGACGGUCGUUCGAACAUCCGGUGAUUGGCGAAUGAAGCGCUCCUAUGAAGACGAGCUGACGGUGGAUUACGCCGAGCAACUCGCCAGCUAUGGAGCCCUUCAUCUGGCCGUUUUCGUCCUCUGCCACAUAACUGAUUCGGCUAGCCGUGAAUCCGCCGUCCGUUCUCUGCUCGAGCGCAACGCAAUGAGGCUGAACGAGCGAAUCGUGGGCAGGCUGUGUCGAUACGUGAAUAUCCCAUCCACAUGGAUUCACUCGGCACUUGCCCUCCAGGCUAAGCAGAAGGGCCGAUCAGCCUCGUAUUUCGAGCAUCUGGUGCACGCCGAGGAGUGGAUCGACGCCGAGCACGUUUACACCGAAAAGUUGGCGCCGAUGGCCAUUGAAUUGGAUGACUACAACGCCCUUCGACGGUUCACCAGUCUGCUGCUCUCGAACAAGACACCGCAAAAGGCUCACAUCCCCGUCACGUCGUUGUACUCUGAAUACUGCCGUCUGUACGAGCUGAUCUCCUCCCACGGCGCCGCCCGAACCCCCGAGGUGGAACAACUCUGCGACUCGAUCGAUGCCCGUCUCGACAAUGAGGAGCAGUUGUCACCAUUGCAGAGCUCGGCCCGGUCGAUGAUUGGGCUGACGAUGAUGCGACUGCGGCGGCGGAUCGGGGCUCAGCCCUGGGUGGACGGCGGUGAGCUGGGCAAGCGGUGCUACCGUCUCGGAAUCUCCAUCAUCGAUAUGGCCAUGUGCGACCGCGGCGGCCCGUCGAUCCUC